AUGAUUCUCUCCAACUCAAGGAAAGGACAACUUCCGCCCCGGGAAGCUAUUGAUUUCUCGUUCAAAACCAACUUACAUUAUAUAUUCGUGGAUUUAAGUGAGCAAGGACUGAAGCAAGCCUCCAGGAAGCCUUGUUCAAUGAAAAUGAUGCUUUCUCAUUCUCUUUCCCUGCAUUCCAUUUCUAUGGUUUCCUCGACUGUCAAGUUAGCUCAUCAGCCGUCACUGCCGGUCAUCUCCUCUGUAAAGUCAAAGACAGAGACCCAACAAUUUCAUGACUUGAAGCAACGCCGAUCUGCAAGUUACCAUCCCACUGUUUGGGAUCCCAAGUUCAUUCAAUCCACAAGCACUCCCUAUUCCUAUGAGCUUUACGGUACCACUUUGGAUGAGUUAAAGCAGAAAGUUAAACGAUUGUUUAAGUCAAGAGGAGGCCGUGACCGCCAUUUUUUCCUUUUAAAGCUCAUUGAUUCCCUACAACGUCUGGGGGUGGCCUAUCAUUUUGAAGCGGAUAUUCAGGAAGCUCUUGAUCAUGUUGAUUGCAAUUCUGGUGAUGAUCUUUACACAACUUCGUUGCAGUUUCGGCUCCUUCGAGAACAUGGUUACCCCAUUAGCUCAGAAGUGUUUGACAAAUUCAAAGACAGUGAAGGGAGAUUCAUGGAGAGCUUAAGCAGGGACGUCUGGGGUCUCGCGGGUCUGUACGAAGCUUCACAACAUGGAAUGGCCGGUGAAGGUGAUUUACAAGAAGCCAAGAAUUUCAGCGCCAAAUAUCUCAGAUCGCUGCUAUCCGCAGGACAGAUGGAGAUGAAAGUGGCCAAACAAGUCCAACAGUCUCUGGAACUCCCACUGCGAUGGAGGUUGCAACGGCUAGAAGCUCGAAAUUUCAUUGAUCUGUUCCCGUUGGAGAGCCAAGAAAGCUCGUUGUUGCUAGAAUUGGCUCGGCUGGAUUACAAUCUUGUGCAGUCAGUGCAUCAGAACGAAGUCAAGGAACUCGCAAAGUGGUGGGUGGACUUGGGCUUGAAAGAAAAGCUCAAUUUUGCAAGAGAUCGGUUGGUGGAGAAUUAUUUAUGGGCAGAAAGGCUAACCAAAUUUGUCUGCAUAUUAACAGCUAUAGAUGACAUCUAUGAUAUUUAUGGAUCCCUCGACGAGCUCCAACGCUUCACCGAUGCAGUUGAUCGGUGGGACAUUAAGGCCGUCGAUGACCUUCCUGAGUACAUGAAAUUAUGUUAUUUAGCUAUGUUCAACUUUGGAAAUGAAAUUGCUUACCACGUUCUUCGACACGAUGGCUUGAACGUCCUAUCUUGCGUCAAGGAAGAGGUGAGAAUGAGAAUAUAG
Molecule: messenger RNA, 1329 nt
Organism: Thlaspi arvense
Lineage: Eukaryota; Viridiplantae; Streptophyta; Magnoliopsida; Brassicales; Brassicaceae
Source: the annotation of a GenBank genome assembly